AUGAAUUUCAUCAUAAUUGUUUCCUUACUCAUUAGCAAUCUUUUAGCAUAAUCAAAUUAGAGACCUACCUAAAAGAAAUUCGAAUCUGAAAUAAUUGAGUAAACAAUAACAAGAGUAUAUAUAUACAAAAUAAUUAUUAGAUCUCUGACAAAAUGAAGGAUAACAAACUUAAAUAUACAUUUAUAAAUUCAUUUCCAAACACUCUUGAUACAACAGUAACAAAUUAUGAUCCAAACAUACCAGAUGCCUUUGUAAUCACUGGAGAUAUAACAGCUAUGUGGUUAAGAGAUAGUACUAAUUAGUUAUGGACCUAUAUGGAGUUUGUAAAUAAAGAUAGCAAAUUAUAAAAUUUAGUUAAAGGAGCAAUAACUCGUUAAAUCAAUUAAGUCUUAAUUGAUCCAUAUGCAAAUGCAUUUAAUUAUCAAAAGAAAUAAUCAGAAUGGAGUUCUGAUAAUACAACUCGAUGUUUUUUAGGUGUCAAUGUACAUGCUAUGUCUGAACAUCUUCAUGAGAGAAAAUUUGAAAUUGAUUCAUUAGUGGCUGUUUUAAGACUUUCUUAUGGUUAUUACAAAGAAACUAAUGACACUUCAAUCAUAAAUUUUAAAUAUUUAAAGGCUCUACAAAGAAUACUGAGAACAUUUAGAGAUUAAUAAGCAGAUCAAACAGAACAAUUUAAAACCUUCAGAUUUCCUUAUACUUUUUAAAGAAAUGGUAGAUCAACUGAUACAGUUAUUAAUGGAAUAGGAGAACCACUUAAAAGAACAGGAUUAUUAAGAACAUUUUUUAGAGCAUCUGAUGAUUCCACAAUCUAUUAAUUUAAUAUUCCAGAAAAUGCUAUGGCUUCAGCAAUCUUAAAAUAAACAGCUGAAAUGUUAAGUGAAGCUUAAUUAACUUGGUCUUUAAGAAAAGCAGCUGAACCUUUAAUUUAAGAGGCUAUUGCAUUAUCUUCAGAAAUAAGAGAUGCUAUUUACAAAUAUGGAAUAAAGGAUGGUGCAUUUGUUUAUGAAGUUGAUGGAAUGGGUAAGUAAGUAUUUAUGGAUGAUUCAAAUCAACCAAGUUUGCUUUCUCUUCCUAUUUAUGGAUUUAUUGAAAUUGAUGAUCCCUUAUAUCAAGCAACUAGAAAGAAAGCAUUAAGUUCAGCUAAUCCUUAUUAUUUCGUGGGAACAGCAGCCAAAGGUAUUGGAGGUCCUCAUAUUGGGGCUAAUUACAUAUGGCCAAUGGCUAUUGUAACUUAAGGAUUGACUACUAAUGAUAAAUAAGAACUGAGAGAAUGCUUAAGAAUGUUAGUAACAACUACAGGAAAUAAAUGGUUUAUGCAUGAAAGCUUUUUCAAAGAUAAUCCUUCUAGUUUCACAAGAUCUUGGUUUGCAUGGGCAAAUGGAUUAUUUGGAGAAUUAGUCUUAAAGAUAGAUAAGGAAUAUCCAGAACUAUUAGAAGAAGAAUAUGCUUGA
This is a messenger RNA of Paramecium pentaurelia, 1451 nucleotides long. The record is from the annotation of a GenBank genome assembly. NCBI's taxonomy places the organism in Eukaryota, Ciliophora, Oligohymenophorea, Peniculida, Parameciidae.